Salvelinus namaycush (lake trout) is the source of this 1980-nucleotide messenger RNA. RefSeq names its product RAC-beta serine/threonine-protein kinase-like. Gene Ontology annotation, molecular function: ATP binding; protein serine/threonine kinase activity. Gene Ontology annotation, biological process: protein phosphorylation. The transcript has 14 exons. Lineage: Eukaryota; Metazoa; Chordata; Actinopteri; Salmoniformes; Salmonidae. Bases 400 to 1839 code for a protein of 479 amino acids. The record is from RefSeq and is a predicted model, not a curated record.
CACGGGCCCAGACAGGGGGACAUCUGCUCGGGCUGACGCACAACGUGUCCCAACUACGUAUUUUUUUUGUUUUGUUGUUGUUGCCUGUUUGGGAUUCCUUCUUGGAUGGCCUGUAACAAAGAUAGUAUCUGUACUGGAUUGAGUCUAUCAAAUAAACAAGAACAACGUGGGGCUAAGUUUUGAAAACAGCGUAUAAAUACGCAUGUAUAUGCUAUUUACGGCUCAUACUAGUGCACCCUCUUCGCAAACACCACUGCAGCAAGCAGGCGAAACUCAGGUGGUGGGGCAAUGUUUACACUGACACCCUCCUGACCAGUCCAACAGUUACCCAGGCCCCCCUCCCUUUACCCCUCCCAUUCCUCACCUCUACCCCCUUCCACAACCUUUCCACCAUUCACUAUGAAUGAGGCCAGCGUAGUCAGGGAAGGAUGGCUCCACAAGAGAGGUGAGUACAUCAAGACUUGGAGGCCGCGCUACUUCAUCCUGAAGAGUGACGGCUCCUUCAUCGGCUACAAAGAGAAGCCUGAGCUGUCCGACCAGAGCUUGCCCCCUCUCAACAAUUUCUCAGUGGGAGAAUGCCAGCUGAUGAAAACGGAGCGGCCCAAGCCAAACACGUUCGUUAUUCGCUGCCUGCAGUGGACCACUGUCAUCGAGAGGACCUUCCACGUAGAAAGCAAUGCAGAGAGAGAGGGGUGGAUGCGUGCCAUCCAGGCAGUGGCCAAUGGGUUGAAGGUACGAGAGGAGGAGGAGCCCAUGGACCUGUUUGGUUCUCCCAGCGACAGCAGCAGCAUUGAGGAGAUGGAGGUGGCCAUGUCCAAGACCAACUCCAAAGUGACGAUGAGUGACUUUGACUACCUGAAGCUGCUGGGGAAGGGCACGUUUGGCAAGGUGAUCCUGGUCAAGGAGAAAGCCACGGGGAUGCACUACGCCAUGAAGAUCCUGCGCAAGGAGGUCAUCAUCGCUAAGGACGAGGUAGCACACACGGUUACAGAGAGCAGAGUGUUACAGAACACCCGGCAUCCCUUCCUCACGACACUGAAAUACGCUUUCCAGACUCAUGACCGAUUAUGUUUUGUGAUGGAAUAUGCCAACGGAGGAGAGCUCUUCUUCCACCUGUCUCGGGAUCGUGUGUUCACGGAAGACCGGGCCCGUUUCUAUGGCGCUGAGAUCGUAUCUGCGUUGGAGUACCUCCACUCUCGUGACGUGGUAUACAGGGACCUGAAGCUGGAGAAUCUAAUGCUGGACAAUGACGGACAUGUUAAAAUCACAGACUUUGGGCUGUGUAAGGAGGGCAUCACGGACGGUGCCACCAUGAAGACCUUCUGCGGCACCCCGGAGUACCUGGCGCCGGAGGUGCUGGAGGACAAUGACUACGGCCGGGCGGUGGACUGGUGGGGCCUGGGCGUGGUCAUGUACGAGAUGAUGUGCGGUCGGCUGCCCUUCUACAACCAAGACCACGAGCGACUUUUUGAGCUCAUCCUCAUGGAGGAGAUCCGAUUCCCCAAGAACCUGGCUCCAGAGGGCAGGGCCCUGCUCACCGGCCUGCUCAAAAAGGAUCCCAAGCAAAGGUUAGGGGGAGGACCGGAUGAUGCCAAAGAAGUGAUGUCCCACAAGUUCUUCAGCGCCAUCAACUGGCAGGACGUGGUAGAUAGAAAGCUGACUCCGCCCUUCAAGCCUCAGGUGACGUCAGAGACUGAUACACGUUACUUCGACGACGAGUUCACGGCACAGACCAUCACCGUCACACCUCCAGACAAGUAUACCAACCUGGACUGUGGCAUCCCCAACCAGCCAGCACACUUCCCCCAGUUCUCUUACUCUGCCAGCAUACGAGAGUGACCCUGUCUUUACCAUACACACUGAAGAUAUGCAUAGCGCAUCAGCUCACACUCUCAUCCACACACACACACACACACACACACACACACACACACACACACACACACACACACACUUUCUUGUAAAAAAAAAAACUGCAAG